GAUUAAACGGUCGAGAACAGUCCCAAUACGAUGACAGUACGCACCACACCGUCCGGGACACGUAUUCUACCGAUUCCGACAAGCUAUUCUGUCUGCUCUCUCUCUUUAGUCACUUCAUUGGGCCCUCCCGGUUCACAACCCUGGUCUGUCUCUUUCUGUAGAACACGAGGUGACAACGGGUAUUAAAAAGUCUGAUUGGUUCUGAUGAUCACAGGGGCCCUCCUCCACCUCUUCUCAGCUAAUCCUGAUGGGACUCCGGAGCUGAUGUCACAGAAGGCAAGAGGGUUUUCCUGUUUGGGAAUCCAGAAGAGACAAUCCAUACCACGUUAAAUGGAGGAGAAGGAGAGGAGUAGGAGCCGGUCUCCGUCUCGUAGCCGUAGGGCCAGCCGGGUGCAGCAGGUGGUGGGCACGUUGAUCAGACGCACCCGAGAAUCACUCAGCAGAGAGCGGAUCCUUGGCGAUGGGAGGUCCAACCGGUCAGCCAGCGUGUCCAGUCAGAACUUCCCGGUGAGGCUAACGGUUCAGAUCGUCAGAGACCCGGUGUUGGACUCCAGAGGUCAUGGGUUCACCCUCUCCAAACAGCAUCCCCUGCUGGUCAGGGACGUGGCUACAGGUGGCCCCGCGGAUGGCAUACUGUACCCUGGAGACCAGGUGUUACAGAUCAAUGACCUGGUGGCAGAUGAUCUCAGCUAUGAACAGCUGCAAGACGUCACUAGGGACUUGGAGGACGCUGUCACAAUGACAAUCUUAAGGCACAUGACAGGUCCUAAGUCGUCCAUCAUGUCGGCGGAGAAGAGGGCUCGUCUGAGGAGUAACCCGAUCAAAGUGCGCUUCGCAGAGGAAGUGGUCGUUAACGGUCACACUCAGGGAAACUCUCUUCUGUUCCUGCCCAACGUUCUGAAGGUCUACCUGGAGAACGGACAGACCAAGGCCUUCAAGUUCGACGCCACCACCACCAUCAAGGACAUCGUUCUGACUCUGAAGGACAAGUUGUCCAUCUGCUGCAUUGAGUACUUUGCUCUGGUGCUGGAACUGCAGUAUAGCAUCACCAAGCUACUGCUCCUGCACGAGGAUGAGCUUAUACACAAAGUGGUGCAGAAGAAGGAGAACAGCAGCCAUGACUACAAGUGUCUGUUCAGGGUUUGUUUCAUUCCCAGAGACCCCCUGGAUCUGCUACAGGAAGACCCAACCGCCUUCGAGUACCUCUUCCUGCAGAGCGUCGGGGACGUUCUGCAGGAGAGGUUUGCGGUGGAGAUGAAGUGUAACACUGCACUGCGUCUGGCUGCCCUGCACAUGCACGAGAGACUGAACAGUAUAGGCUCCACCCGGACCUCUAUCAGGAGCAUCACGAAAGAGUUUGGUCUGGACAGCUUCAUCUCUCCCACUCUGCUCAGUAACAUGAGAGAGAAGGACCUGAGGAAAGCCAUCAGCCACCACCUCAAGAAGAUCCAGUCACUGCUGGAGCCACGACAGAAGGUUAUCUCAGCCACUCAGGCCCGGCUGGCCUACCUCACCCAGCUUGGAGAACUAAUCUCCUACGGAGGCCGCUCCUAUACGGCCACCAUGAUGCUGCAGGACCGGGAGGUGCUGGUCAGUCUGUUGGUGGGAGCGCGCUACGGCCUGAGUCAGGUGGUCAACCACAAGCUCAACAUGGUGUCCACCCUGGUAGACUUCAGCAGCAUCAGUAGAGUGGAGCUGCUCUCUGAGUCAGACAGAGUCAGCCUGCUACGUAUCUCACUGCACGACAUCAAGCCUUUUGCCUUACUGAUGGACUCUCUGGCAGCCAAAGAUUUGGCGUGUCUACUGGGGGGCUAUUGCAAGCUCCUGGUGGACCCCAGAGUGUGUGUGUUCCGUCUGAGACGCCCCAAGGUGCGGGUGCACAGGAUACCUGCUGAGGAAGGCUAUGUGUCCCGCUGCUGUAGUGACUCCGAUGACUCGUCAGACGAGGACUACCCCGCCGAGCCUCCGCCAACGCACACCCGCAAACGCCCCGCACCCGCCAGCAAAGACAGGGAGGGUUGGAGGAGAGAAGAAGAGGAGCAGAGAGGAGUGGAAGGAAAGAAAGAGAGAGCUGAGAAAGAAUACGAAGAGAAACAAGAGGUGAUGAUCAUUGAGCUGUCAGAGAAGGACAUGGAAGUCGAGGAAGAGAACGGAAGGGAAGUGAGAGGAAGAGAGAUCAUGCUAGGAAUUAAAGCUGACGCGGGAACAGUGGAACAGGACAACUGGUACCGCACAGAGCCGCGGGCCAACAGUAGCUUCUCCAGCCUGUCCAGCUGCUCUCUGAGGGCGGCCUUGGAGGAGAGCAGCCCUGCAGCUGCAGCCAGAGGAGGAGGCCCAGCCAAGGCCUCUUGCUUGGUCGCCUUGCGUGAGGACAGCCCCUCUCUCCGGUCCCAACGUCCAACUCAGGGGACCACCACCCUGGAUGUCCACCACCCGUUCCUCCUGGAGGUCACAGCUCCCUCUCCUCAGCGUCAGAGAGAGGGUGCCGCCGGCAGCACGGCCUCUGCCCCCGUACGCCCCACCAACCUGAGUUACCGCAGCAACGACAGCCCGUGCCUGUGCUUCACUGAACACUCCAAGGGCAGCUAUCUCCCCAGCCCCCCCGAGGCCACCAGCGACGAGGAGGAGACGGAGGAAGUUGACGACGAUGAGGAGGAACUGAGACUGCUCUCUAAGAUCCCAAGUCACGUAGACCUGCGCCUCAUCGACAAGAUCUGCGCCCAGUCUAACAAAACUGCUUCCAAAAACAAGUUAGACAUCCCCAUCCACAUCUCCUCCUGUGAAAAGAAGGCGGCUUGUAGCUCCACCCACAAAGGGGAGGAGAGUCUAUCAAGUUACUCUGGAGAUUGCGGUCCUUUCCUAACGCCGUCCCCUAAUGCUCCUCCUCCUGUUGCUAGGGAAAGUGCCUCAGAGUCAGACGAUGAGUUCUUCGAUGCCCAGGAGCGGUUCACUCCUCCAGUUCCUCCUGAUGGCACAGAAAACAGUUUGGAUGUGGCUGACAAUAAGAGACACCGUAAACGCUGGAGUGGCACAGGAUAUGGACUGCCAGUGGUACCAGAGAGGGAGCCUCCCUCACCCCUCAAAAAGAAGCACUCCUCACCUGACCACAAGAAACAGCAGGAGACCCAACGAGACUCGAAGCUCCACUCAAACCAGUCUUCCAUGCAGAGUGUCGAUGCCAAGACCAAACCUCCACCAUUGGCCCCCAAGCCCCAGCUACCCCCGAAACCUGAACUGGCCCCGAAACCUGAACUGGCCCCCAAGCCCCAGAUAGACCCCCAGAGGUCUCCCAAGUGUGGGGGUCCGUACGCCCACUGUAACGGGGAUGCUCGUGGGGCCCACGCGGGGCUCUUGGAGAUAGACACCAUGGAGCCGGAAACGAUGGAGUUUAAAUCAGUCACCUCGGGGGCGGGGGGGCCUCCACUCUCCUCCCCCCUCAUCACGGCUGUACGGAAGAACCAGCAACCCCCUGCUGAAUCUCAGACUGUGGAGAACGGGCUCAGGCAAGAGAACGGGCCUAAGAUAGAGAACAGUUCUAAGCAAGAGCACAGUUCUAAGAUAGAGAACAGGACUCCUAACGUGCUUCCUAAAGAUGGUGUUCUGGUCACUGCUGACAAGCAGACAGCGAGUGUUGAAACUAAAACAAAUGGGAUUUCCCUGCCGAAGGGAGAGGUCCGAAAUGGGGUUGGGGGGCACCCCCCGAGAAAGCUGCAAAGCUUAUCCCCCAUUCCACGUUCGGCUUCAGGAGAUGAGAUCAGGUUGAGCCUUACCAGCCCUCCACCACUCUCUCCCAGAACCUCCCCUUCUCCUCUUCAUCCCCUAACAGUCCUCCCCAUCCCGGUCUCACUGAAGGAGAAGGAGGGGGUGUCCCCACCAAACGGCCUCCACCCCUGGGGCAGCCGCAAUGGGAGCGCUCAGUCCGGGAGGAGGGUCUCUUUGAGUCACGAGAACCUGUCCCCCAAAAAUGCAGACGGCCCCCUCAGUCUGACCACCUCCCUCACCACCUCCUCUAAAGGGACAGCAGGAAUCCCAGAGAGCACAGGGAGGUCAGGGUCAGGUUCAGACCUGAGGGUCAGUUCUUCCAGCCUGGGGGGCCGUCUGCCUACCUCAGCCCUGAGAGGGCGGAUCCAGGCCCUGCCCUGGUACAUGACCCGCUCCCAGGAGAUCCUGGGUACUCUGGACUACCCCUCCACCAGCUCUGUCAACGAGGAUGUCACAUCCGGGUACGGCUCCGGUCUGUCGGUCAGCGGAGCCUCUGAGGUCAGCAAGGUCACUGCCAAGGCAGUAGGUGAGACUGCAGCAGGUAAAGGGAAGAAGGAAGUGCUGGAGGAUGGAGCAGAGGUUGUCAUAGCGACCAUCAAAGAGUUCCAGGAAGUGACUCCCCGUGUGAAGGAGGCCAAUGGGACGAACGUGUCGCACCCCAACCAGACCCUGAGAGAAAAUGGGGCGCACGUCUCUGAGCCCUAUGGGUUUCGGGGCUCUUGCAAGUCGGAGCAGCCCCAGUCCAGGCCCCACUCAGAGGUGGGGUUUAGGGGGUGGUUCAGGCCCACCCCUAGAGGGGGACUCUCUGGUGCACACCCCUCCACAGGCCCACCGCGAGGCGUGUGGGUGCCGUACCGUCUACGCCAACUGUUCAGCGGCGACGUGGAGGACGGCUGCGGCUUUGACGAGGAGCUCACAAUCUACGAGUUCUCCAAACGCACGCGCCCCAAACAAGCCCGCUCUACACCCCUGCCCUCCCCCACCUCCCCUGUCCCCUCCCCCAACAUCCUGUCCCUGCUGAGGGACACCCCUCGCCCUCUCUCUACCCUCUCCACUGCCUCCUCAGAAAUUAGCCCCCUCCUGUCCCGCCCUGUCUCCCCAACACCCCCUACAGGCGCCCUGAGCUCCCUCACCAACAAACGCUACGUGGGGCUGAAGGGGGGCUUCGCCUCCCUGAGGCAGGACAUCGAUCAGCUACGCCUGGUUCUGGAGAGAGGCACGGCUGGGCCACCACCAUCAUCAGAACCCUCUAAAACAGACCAGGAUGAGUGUGGAGAAGAGGGACCCAACCAAGACGUGGGGAAAAAGGAUGGUCCGACCCCGUGCUGUGGAGGGGCAAGUCCUCUACCCUUGACAGAGGCUGAGAGGAGUUUACUCCAGGCAGAGGCCCGGCGGUUGGCAACAGGGUGCCAGCGUGCCACGCGUGUGGGCUGGGCUCCGGAGGAGGCGCUUCGGUCCUUAUCCAACAGCUUUAGUGCCCUUGUGCAGCUCUCUGCAGCCUGCCUGAGAACACACCCCUGUCCUGGCUGUGACAUCUGCCUCAAUAGGGGUCAGAUCCACAGCACUGAUGAUGAAGGCCAGGAGGAGGCUCUGGACAAGCUGAAGGAGAUCGUAGGGCUGUACCGGGAGUUCGUUGGGGCUGUGGAGACGGCUGAAACCAGGGCUGGGGCUGGCGGUGGGUCUGGGGAUGGACAGAGGCAGGGAGAGGGCGAGGGGGUCAGGCUGCUGGCCAAACGCUGCACGGUGCUCAUCUCUUCUGUCUUUGCGCUCACUCAGCUGUUCAGGAUGCACUCGCCGGACACGACAGACCUGCUGGGUCAAACACCUCUCCACUUUUGACCUCUGACCUUUUAAAAACCCCUCCUCACCACCAGGACUGAGGUGAGAUGAGGACUUAGUAAGAGAAGGGAGGAGGAUGAAGAGCUGUUGACACGAUUCUUUAGCAAAGUGGGAUCUGGUGUGUGGCCCUACAUACAGUACAGUACAUACACACUUGUACAGUAAGUGCCAUGCACACCACAGCACACAGAAUAAACACACCCACACCACACACACAUCCAUAACUGAUGAGAGGAACCUCUUCCACUGACUGCCAUUACUGCCAGGUCUCCCCAUAGACUCAUCUGGAUUAUGCAUUUGUACAUAGGUAUUUUAUAACUAUCUAUCUUGUUUUAUUAUUAUAUUCUGUAUGUGUAUGUAUGAAAUAUGUAUGUACGUAUUUAAGUAUGUUUGCACCAUGGUCUAUGACGUGAAGGGACCUGCUGGUGUAAGACCCCGUGGUUUAUCACUGGAUUUUGUAUAUAUUGUUUUUUGUCAUGUGUGAUUUUCUACCUCCACCCACCUCCCUUCCUCUGACCUGGUGUCUGCUGAGGAGACGAGGGAGCAUUACUUUAUCUUCGGCUUAUUUAGUGAUUCUGUGGAUUCAGCUAAAGUUCAACUCGGUCAUUUCGAUUUGUCCAUUGGGGGAAAACAGUAUAAAUCACAAACUUUGACAUUUGCCGAGACCCACCCCCCUCAGUUUACAAACAAAUGCAAAGGGAGCACUAUUGACCGUGAAGGAAAGUUACACUUUGCAGAAGCUACAGAAAUGAACCCUGUGACAAGUGUACACCUUUCCUGGCUCCUGACUGACGACUUGUGUGAGAGUGCUUGAACAGAGCAAACAGUCAAUAACCCAAAUGCUUAUGCAGUAAUUAUACCGUACAUCAACUUUGAAUCUAAAGGACACAUAUAUUUUUCUGGGGUGGGUUGCGUGGGUGGUGGAAUAGGGGAAAGGAAUUCAUGGUAAUUUGGUAUUUUGUACAACGUUUUUGACAAGGCUGACUGUUAAACCUAACUAGAUGUAGCAACGAUCCAAAGUAAUUUAACAACGAGCCACAAUUUUACUACUUGCCCAUGUUUAGCUCGGCAGACGGACGGACUGACUGAUCCUGUUUGUGCCAGAGCUGUUGAUAGAUAUACAUGUAUGUCUAUGUUUGUGUUAGUUUGGUUCUAUCUGUCCUUCCUUAGUUUAUGGCUAUGCAAACAUAACCACUACUUUCCUGUUCUCCAACAUAUCACUCCCUGUUACAAUUGUGUUAACGUUUAAAGACAAGAAUACCUGUAUAUGUUUUCUAGCCAUUGUAAAUGGAAAUACAGAGCGAUUCCCCUUAUGAUAAUGGGGGAUGUGGAUUAGGAUCACAGGCUAGUUCAGGAUUGCAACGUUCUGCAAUGUUGCAUGUAAUGGGGUGCAACAUGUCCCAACAAAAGGCCUCCAACCUACUGUGUUGUGGGUAAAAUGCAGAGCUGUUUUUGUGACUGGAAACGAUCACAACUCACUGAUCCUGACACGAUGCUGUAAACAUAUUCAAUCUGAGGUUUGACUAAAUAAAUUGGUGUUUUGCCUUUCG
Molecule: messenger RNA, 7151 nt
Organism: Oncorhynchus gorbuscha (pink salmon)
Lineage: Eukaryota; Metazoa; Chordata; Actinopteri; Salmoniformes; Salmonidae
Cellular component (GO): cytoskeleton
Molecular function (GO): protein binding
Source: RefSeq, a predicted model, not a curated record